AUGAAAGAUGAAAUUGCUGCCACGGUCUUCUUCAUCACAAAGCUGGUGAAAAGGGAAGACAAGCUGAGCAAGCAUAAAAUAGAGAAAUUUGCAGCCAGGCUGACUGCCAUCCUGUUUGAGAAGUACAAGAACCACUGGUACCCAGACAACCCAUCCCGAGGACAAGGCUUCAGGUGCAUCAGGAUAAACAAACACCAGGCCAGAGAUCCCCUGCUGGAGCAAGCCUGUGUGGAGAGUGGUGUGGACUUCAACGAGCUUGGUUUGCCCAGGGAGAUGACGCUGUGGGUUGACCCCUUUGAGGUGAGCUGCAGGUACGGGGAGAAGAACCAGCCCUUCACCAUCGUGCGCUUCGACGGGAAGGAGAACCCCGAGCUGCCGCAGCUCAUCAGCUAUGCCGUGGAGAGGGCAGCCCUGGACUAUCACUCUGGCAGCUCCUCGGAUGAGGAGAGCUUCCACAGGGAGCCCAGAGCCAUCCCUACUGUCAGCAACCCCAACAGUGUGUACCAGUUCAGUGACUACUACAAGGCUCCCGCCCAGCCCUGGUCCCUGUAUCUCCCCAGGAAGACCUACCUGGCUGAUGGCUCCUACUAUGGCCAGCACAGGGGUUACAAGGUCUACAGGCCCUCAGCUGCCUUCUCGGGGCCACGUGUGGACAGGUACCACUGGGUCAACACCAAGCGGUAG
Molecule: messenger RNA, 684 nt
Organism: Chiroxiphia lanceolata (lance-tailed manakin)
Lineage: Eukaryota; Metazoa; Chordata; Aves; Passeriformes; Pipridae
Gene: BTG4
Product: BTG anti-proliferation factor 4
Exons: 4
Coding region: 1-684 (227 amino acids)
Biological process (GO): negative regulation of mitotic cell cycle; negative regulation of cell population proliferation
Cellular component (GO): cytoplasm; nucleus
Source: RefSeq, a predicted model, not a curated record